AUGUUUUAUUCUACCCAGAUUUUGGCUCGGAAGGGGCCCCUGGGGCUUGUGUGGAUGGCAGCGCACAUGGACCGAGGUCUGAAGCGCAGUGAGGUGGACGAAGCCUCCAUUCGCGACACGGUGGACGUGUUAUUGUCUCCGGAAACCCCGUUGGCUCUGAGGCUGAGUGGCCAGCUACUGCUGGGGGUGUGCCGUAUUUACUCUCGCCAGGUUGAAUACCUGCUACAGGACUGCCAAAAUGUGUUGGUGAAGAUCCGUCUGGCCUUUAGGCCAGAUCAAAUGGCGGCGCUGGGCAAGGCGGCCGCGGCAGGCGCCAAACGCCGCCGUGGCGGCACCGCCGACGCCGAUGCGCCCGUAUACACCUUGCCAUUGGAGCUGACCAUGCUGCCUGACGACCUCGACGAGGUGGAGCUUCUAGCAGGUGACCAGUACGACAUGCGGGCGUUACAGCCAGCCAUGGCCCUCGGAGCCAUGGCUGCGGACUUGCAACUGCUGCAGCAAUCACAGUCGCAAUCGCUGGGGCUGUUGGAGGGCGAACCUGGCGAUGGCGCGGGCCGCACCCGUCGUCGUACAGCUGCUACUGCCACCACUACUGCCAGUCGGGGUAUUAGUUUGGUGACGAUCCCGAGCGCCAGCGGCUUGCAGGUAGGUGGUUACAGCCUCGGUCUGAUGUUUGCUCCUUCGGCGCAUUUUGGCGACGCCGCCGGCGGCAGCGGUGGCGGCGGUGAUGUGGAAAUGGAGGUAUUUGAAGACGCCGGUGCACCUUUUCAGUUCGACCUCGAAGACGUUGAGGUUGAACGCCUCCGUGCCGCACCUGCCUCGGAGGCCUCUGGCGGCGGCCGUCACGGCGCCGCCGACCUGGCGGCGCUGCUCGGCGGCGAGCUCAGCGGCGGCGGCGGCGGCGGACUCGCCGCAAGUCGUCGUACACGUGGCCGCGGUGGUGAUGAUGAUGCCGUCACUGGUUCUGGCGGAAGUCCAAGUAGCGGACUGAUGGGCGCCGUUAGUCGGGAGAAAGAGACGCCGGGUCUGAGCGUCCACCGGCGGCGGAGUACGGCAGCAGCGGCGACGGCGGGACCGCGGCUAGGGGAGCUUCUUCCUGACCUAGGUCUUGACGGCGCUGCCGGCGCGUUGGAUCUGGAAAUGGAUCUUGGACUUUCGGAAGAGCAGCCUGGUGAUGGCGACGGCGCAGCCGCAGCCGCCGUACAGGCGCCGGUCGCAAGCGGCGGCGGCGCAGCUGGCGGCGACGGGGCGGCGUCACGAGCGGCGAGUUUCACCGCCGAAGACUUCCGUGAAGCGGCGGCGGCGAUGGACCGCGGCGCUGGCAACGCAGACCCGUACGACAUGCCGCCGGAGGUGGAUGAGCAUGAGGACGAGCAUGACGGCGGCGGCGGCGGCGCGCGCCGCUCAUCGCCAUUGCAAGCCGCCGCAGUUGCGGCGGCGGCGGCGGCCGUGCAGCAGGGCCGGGAGGACCUGGCGGGUGAGGCUGUCAACGGCGCUCACCGCGGGGUACGGCGCCGUGGCGGCGACGCCGAGGCAGCCGGUGCAGCGGCGGAAGCGGCGCGCAGCGGUGUGAGGGCCACUUCCGCGCCAGCAUUGAGCACUGACCGCCGCGGUACAGCAGCCGACGAUGGCGAUGGCGGCGACGCCAUGGAAGUCGAUGGUGGCGGCGGUGCCGCUGCAGCCGCCGUGGCGGCCGCGCCUUCGCUAGGUGGUGGCGGAGGCGCGGCGGCUCAGCCCGCUAUGAGCGCGUCACGGACGGUUCCUGGCGAUAGCGCCGCUGCCCAUGGUACGGCAGCGGCGGCUGAGGCGGGAGCGGAAAGUGGUGGCGGCCAGGCUGCUAGCAGCGGAGGCGGGCAGGCAGCCCCCUCCGCGAGACAGGCGGCGGCCGCAGUGGAGGCGGAGGCUGGUGGUCCCGCCACCGGUGCAACCAUCCCCACCGGGCACCUCAGGGAGUGGCUUCAGGACCGUACUCCCCUCCUGGAGCCGACAAGGCUAGCUGGGCCCGUCCAGGGCGCCCUCCCUGGACCCCUCGAGAAGCAACAGCAACGACUUAACCGCAAGCGUGCGGCAGGGUCCGGUGCAACGGGUCCUGACCCACGGGUCACAUUCCCUGAGGCGGAAGCUGCUAUUGCCUUUGCUACCGAUGAUCUACUGCGCUCUACGGAGCCGGCUGCCCUCCUCCUCCGAAAAGGCCCCUUGACAAUGGGGGGGCCCGGGGCGGCGGCACUACGACAGCGAUGGGGUCAAGAGCGCCAGGGGCAGCAACAUACGGCAGCAGACCUUUUGCCUCCUGCCGUACAGGCGCUGUUCCGUGUCGCCGUAGGCCAAAUGGCUCCCCAGUACGCCAUCCAUCUGGGGGCGGCGGCGGCGGCAGGACGUCUGGGUGGCGGAGGGCCCAGCGGGGCACCGGCUGCAUCGAUGGCGACAACAGGAUCUCCUGGCGCCGCCGCCGGCACCGGCCCACAGGGUGGAGGAGUCGUGAGUGGUAGUGGCGCAGCGGCGGCGUUAAUCGCGGAAGAGGAGGAGGCCGCCGCCGGGCCCGGAGUGGCGGCGGUAGCGGCGGUGGCGGACGUUGUGGGGCUGAUGGAGGCUGGCGGCGGCGAGGGUCCUUCUCGUGGCGCGAAUACGACAGCAGCGGCGGCGGCGGCGGCGGCAGCCCCGGCGACGACGGUGGCCAGUAUCGGCCAGACGGACUCUGGAAAGGAGAAUCGCGGUGGCGAUGGUGCUGGCGACGAUAGACUUGAGUUUGGAGGUGGUUUCGGAGCCUUGUCCACCGGCAAGAGCAGCGGCACCGUCCGAGGAGGACAUUUGUCAAGUCCGGGGGCGACACGCCGUCCGUUGGCGACCCAGCUACAGCAGCAGCAGCAUGGCCAGGUGUUGAACGCCGCCAGCAACACGCCUGGCGGCGGCGGCGGCGGCGGUGCUGCUGCAAGGAGCGGAAGGGCGCCAGGCACUGCCGCGGCGGCGGCGGGAACGGAAGCUGGCGGCGGCGGCGACGGAGGAGGAGGAGGAAUGGCGUCAGCUGGCGCAGGCGCUGCAGGUGCUGAUACGCGCAUGGAUGUGGACGGUGGUGAUGACGGGGAUGCAGGCGGUGCGGCGGGUUCAGGAAGGCGGGAGGGAAGCCGAUCUGUACGACGCCGACUUAAUACUUCCGGUGGAGUGGAACUUGGAUUUGAAGACGCCAUGAAUUCAAAUUUGGAUUCCGGCAGGGGCCCGCGGAUAGAGGAGCAGUUAGUUCAUCGCGCCCAAAGCCAAGUCCGCUCUACAGGCGCAGCAGCUUCCGGGGGCACGGCAGCCGCAGCGUCAGCGUCAGCGCAGCAGCAGCGUCGUACGGCAAGCGGCGCCGUCAGCGCAGGUGCGGCGGCGAUGGCGGCGAAGACGCCGCCACGUUCACGAAUCCAGUCUCUAACAGAGCAGCAACGCCAGGAUGCAGGUGGCAGCGGUGUUGGCACUGGUAGUGGUUUCGGAGCGGAUUAUGCUGACGCGGCGGCGGCGGGGGGGGCUGUAGCCGGGACCCCGGAGGGAUCCACCAUUCGCUCUGAAGGGCUCGGACUGGGGUCCAUGAUGCGACGACACCAUCGCUCCCGCUGGAUUGAUGGCGCCGAGACCGCUGGCGGCGCCGGCAGCAAUGACGUUCACAGCGAUGACGAUGACGAUGGGGAGGAGGAGGGUGAGGAGGCAGCAGACCUUGCCGGCCCUUCAGGCUCUCGACACCGACGGAGCGACCAACAACACCGAGCCCAAAGCCCGCAUGGUCUGGCGGGCCGUCGUACGUCGCACCGGACAUCGGCAGCUGCUGCGGGAGGUGGUGAGCCUGGGAGCGGUGCUGAUGCUGCCGCCGCCGUCGCCUCUGGUGGUGGCGGCGGCAGCGGCCCGGGCACCGGUAUUGCGUCCGGUUAUGUCACGGGCUCCGGAACCGGCAGCCUUGGGAAGUGGCUCAGCUGGAGCGAGCAGGAGGGCUCUUUGGCGAGUCGUACAUUACGAGAGUUGGACGCUGUAGCUCGCAGUGCAGCGGUGGCGGCAGCACGGGUUGACGCGGCGGCGGCAGUAGCUGGCGGGUCGUCGGGGGGAGCGGCAGUAGUCCCACAGAGCCAGGGCAGUGGGGGAGAGCAGCGUCGGAAAGAUCCUACGGCCCGGAAGUUGCUGGGGGUGGCGGAGGCGGCAGCGGGGGAGAUGGAGGAGGAGGAGGAGGCGGCGGCGCAGCACCCCACGCAGCUUCGUGUCGUGGGGGGGGACUUGGGUACUCCGCAGCGGGUAUCGGUACUGCAGCAGCAGCGGCAGCAGCAGGAGACAGUAGCAGCAGUAGCAGGUGGCGGUAGUCAGGUUGGGAAUGACGAGGCUGCUGCCGCUGCUGACCCCGGCAUGGCGAGGUUGUCGCAGCUAGCCCUGGGUCGGCGGCGUAAGGACGCAGCUCGGUGCUUUUACGACAUGCUGGUCCUGAACAGCAGGGGACUGGUGGAGUUGCAGCAAGUCGUCGACCCCGCGUUCCUCGUCAGGGGCUCCCGGGCCGCCGCCGCCGCCACGCACUCCGCCGCCGCCGCCGUUGGCCGCCCUGGCGAUGGCGACAUCUCUGCGGGCGUUGACGUUGACGUUGGCGGCGGCGGCGGCGGUCAGGCAGCCACGGCGGAUGUGGAGAUGGCGGACGUGACCGUGGGCGUUACAGCCGUACCGGAUGUCUUGGUGGCUUUGACGUAUCAGGGCGUAGAGGCCGCCAGUGCGCGGCUGCUGCAGUCGCAAUUGGCGGCGUCUCAAUGA
Messenger RNA from Volvox carteri f. nagariensis, 4755 nucleotides. RefSeq lists its product as uncharacterized. The record is from RefSeq and is a predicted model, not a curated record. The transcript has 13 exons. Gene Ontology annotation, molecular function: chromatin binding; protein binding. Gene Ontology annotation, cellular component: cohesin complex; synaptonemal complex. NCBI's taxonomy places the organism in Eukaryota, Viridiplantae, Chlorophyta, Chlorophyceae, Chlamydomonadales, Volvocaceae. The coding region runs from base 1 to 4755 and encodes 1584 amino acids. Gene Ontology annotation, biological process: synaptonemal complex assembly; mitotic sister chromatid cohesion; replication-born double-strand break repair via sister chromatid exchange.